Kwoniella shivajii is the source of this 2565-nucleotide messenger RNA. Its product is annotated as uroporphyrinogen-III C-methyltransferase. Gene Ontology annotation, biological process: siroheme biosynthetic process. Gene Ontology annotation, molecular function: uroporphyrin-III C-methyltransferase activity. Lineage: Eukaryota; Fungi; Basidiomycota; Tremellomycetes; Tremellales; Cryptococcaceae. The transcript has 7 exons. The coding region runs from base 1 to 2565 and encodes 854 amino acids. The record is from RefSeq and is a predicted model, not a curated record.
AUGCAAUUGCAAGAUCGGAGACCGCCAAUAUGGGUAUCAUGGUGGAUGGCAUUCUCGAUCAUUAUAGUGUCAUGGGACGCAGGAUAUUGUUUCAUGCGUCCGAGGAGUUUCGGUCAAGGUGAUUUAGCUUGGAUAUGGGCACCGUACAACUGGGUACCAUAUAGCACUGUCGAUUAUUUAUACGGUCAACAGGCUUUGGAUUCAGGAGACGGAUUCACGAAUGCGCAAGCACUCAUGAACGUAAUUGAGAUAUUCCUCGCUGUGGAAUACCUCUAUCUUCGACAUACAUCCCCAUCAACUUUAUCUUCAUCGAAAAAGUCAAAUCCUUCACAUCGAUAUCAUGCUCAUGCACCUUUAGUUGGAUUUGCCGGAGCUCUCAUGACUUUGAGUAAAACUUCUUUAUAUUUCUUACAAGAAUAUUUCUGCAAUUGGUGCAUGGUUGGACAUAAUGAUAGAUUCACUUUUUGGGCUGUGUGGGUUGCGACUAAUACCCGGUAUUGUCUUGAACAUCGUCGAAUUAUGCUUACCUGCCAUUCUUACUUCAACAGUACAUGGAUAGUCAUUCCAUUUAUCGUAUGCGUCGUUCUGGGUCGAUUUAUCGCUCAAGCUCUCAUGAGGGAUACAGCGAACCAAAUCGCCUACCUCGAAUGGUCCACCGCACAACAGUCGUCGUCCAGCACCGCUACUCCCCACACGGCACUGAACACGAUAUCAGAAGAGUCAGAAGUAGCUGAGAUCGAAUCGGACGCACAAAUCUCCCUUGCUACAUCUCCCGCAGCUCUUCCCCUCACAUUCCAUCCUCAAGGUCUAUCUGUGCUUAUCGUAGGCUCGAAUCGUUUGGCGGCUACCAGAGCGUCCACCUUCCUUGAAGCCGGUGCUAAAGUACUGGUAACUUCUCGACUACCCUUGUCCGAGCUGGCAGCUGAAAUGAGACUCCUUGAAGAAGCUGGUCGGGUCUCAUACACACAGAUAAACGGAGAGACGUCCCGAGCUUGGUCUACAUUACUCACCGAUCGCGCCAUCUCAUUAGUUUGCGUAACGGAUACUCUGAUUGGUUCAGGAUCAGGAUCAGGAUAUCGUCGACCAGCUUCGUCAGCAAAGAUCAUAUCUGAAACGUGUCAAUCCCUUCGAAUACCCGUGAACAUCUCUGAUCAACCUCUUCUUUCGACCUAUACAUUCCCAUCAGUACAUCGAUUCAUUGGACAAAGCGGUGAACCAUCCAAUCUUCAGGUGGCGGUAACUACGAAUGGACAAGGGUGUAGAUUAUCCGGUCGGAUAAAACGAGAGAUCGUUUCAAGAUUACCUGCCAAUGUGGGAGCAGCAGUAGAUAACGUAGGCAAACUUCGUUCAAAAGCUAAAGCAGCUCGUAAAUUGUCGGAAGAAGAUAACGAAGGUCCAUUAAAUUCACCCGUACCUCAGAUAUCUACUCCUUCUUUAUCCAGAGUAGGAUCAUCGGAAAAGUUGAAUGGUCAUUUUGAGUUUGGAUUGAGCGAAGAAGAACAACAAUUACGUCGUAUGAGAUGGGUUCAUCAAAUGUCUGAAUACUAUUCAUUUGAACAUUUGGCCAGAUUGAAAGAAUCAGAUCUAGAUCAAGCAUUAAAAUUAUGGUCAAAUUCAUCUUCAAAUCUAUCUUCGCAUUCGGACGGUAUCCAUUUACCUCAUCAUGAAUCUGGAAUCAAACGAAAAGGGAGAAUAUUGUUGAUUGGAAGUGGACCUGGACAUCCUGGACUACUGACCGUUGCAGCUCAUCAUGCAUUGAAAACAGCAACAUUGAUAUUAUCAGAUAAAUUAGUCCCAUCAGAGAUAUUAGCUUUGAUACCUUCCACAACAAAACUACACAUCGCCAAGAAAUUCCCUGGAAAUGCAGAAGGGGCUCAAAAUGAAAUGAUGGAAUUAGCAUUGGCCGGAGCGCAAUCUGGAGAAGUUGUCGUUCGACUCAAACAAGGUGAUCCAUUCGUAUAUGGAAGAGGUGGUGAAGAAGUUUUGUAUUUCAGAGAACACGGGUUUGAAUCCAUGGUAAUACCAGGAAUCAGUUCAGCAUUAGCAGCACCCCUGAUGAUGGGUAUACCAGUCACACAACGUGGUGUGGCUGAAUCACUCGUCAUGUGUACAGGUGUAGGUAGACAAGGUAAAUCCGUUAAAUUACCUGGAUACAUAAAAUCCAGGACAUUAGUGAUGUUGAUGGGAGUCGCAAGAAUAAACCAAAUUAUCGAUACAUUCAUUUCGCAAAAUUCAGAAGGAAGAGAUGGUGAAUCGUAUCCUGAAUAUUUACCAAUUGGAAUCAUCGAAAGAGCUUCAUCACCUGAUCAAAGAAUAAUAUUAAGUACUUUAGGUAAAAUAGAAGAAUCGUUGAAGAAAUUAGAUGAAAGACCACCUGGAAUGAUGAUUGUUGGUUGGGCGGCUUUAUGCUUGGAAGGUAAAGGACGAGUAGAUGUUUUGGAUACAAUCAAUUCAAGCAACAAAGAUGAACAAGCAAUAGUGGUUGAAUGGUUGAAAGACGAAGAUUAUAAAAUUAGAGAAGGGUUGGCUGAAGGUUGGAAAGAGAUACUCGAAGGGGUCCAAUGA